Molecule: messenger RNA, 1788 nt
Organism: Phialemonium atrogriseum
Lineage: Eukaryota; Fungi; Ascomycota; Sordariomycetes; Cephalothecales; Cephalothecaceae
Product: O-methylsterigmatocystin oxidoreductase
Exons: 8
Coding region: 134-1699 (521 amino acids)
Molecular function (GO): oxidoreductase activity, acting on paired donors, with incorporation or reduction of molecular oxygen; heme binding; monooxygenase activity
Source: RefSeq, a predicted model, not a curated record
AUCACCGUACCAAGAUAACGUAGGUACUUCUGCCUCCGCUUAUUUUAUUAGUGGAACUUGACCAUCCACUCGGGCCCGCAUCUUUUCCAUUUCCCAUGACAAAAACGCCACUCACCGACAGCAGACCGCCAGCAUGCCGGCGACAUUGUUGCAUCUAACGUUAAUCAACAUAUUAGUUACAGCAUCCGCCCUCAUCCUUUACUAUGUCCUUGUUCCCUACUUUGUAAAGCCAAAGGUGCCACUUCCCCCCGGUCCGCCGGGCGAGUUCCUACUGGGCCAUUAUCGAAUAGUCCCGGUUAACGAGGCUUUUAAGUGGUAUGCGAAAUGGGGAAAGGAAUACAAAUCCGAUGUCUUGUUCUUCAAGACCUUCGGCACCAAGUGGAUCGUCCUGAACAGUUUGAAAUCAGCCGUGGAGCUCUUGGACAAGUGCGGCUCCAAAUAUGCUGACCGGCCGCGGUUCGUCCUGUUCGAAGAGAUGGGCUGGUCCCCGACCCUGACUUGGCUUCGCUGGGGCCCCAAGAUGCGCCUUCACAGGCGGGUCCUACAGUCGCCUUUCGCGCGGUCAAAGAUGGGCCAGUAUGCCGGUCUCCAGCGAAGGGAAGCCCUCAUCUGCUGCAAGGGCUUCAUUGACGACCCCGUAAACUGGACUACCGCUAUGCGGAGAUUUGGGGUCGCUAUCGUGCUCAAUAUCUCAUACGGUCUUGAAGUUGACGGGCCUUCAAGCCGGUGGAUCAAGCUGGCUGAGGAGUCGAGCAACGCGAUUGGCAAGUCUGGUGCGCCGGCAAGCUCGAUUAUGGAUCGGUUUCCCGCGACACGCUACCUGCCGGCCUGGCUGCCGUUUCUAGAAAGACUACGAUAUGCCCGAAAAUGGCGUUGGGCAAUCCAGUCCAUCACGAGUCUCCCAUUCGAGGCAUCCAUUAAGAACAUGAAACAAAAUCUCGACCGCAAGUGUUUCGCUCACAACCAGCUUGCCACAUACGCAGACAAUGUAGAAAAGGGGUUGCCCAACGAGUUUGACCUCGAGGACAUCAAAGGAGCAGCAGCAACCAUCACUAUUGCUGGGAAUGACACUACAUCUGCGAGUGUAAUGCUGCUCGUCCUGUAUCUCAUGCAGAAUCAAGACACACAACGCAAGGGCCAGGAGGAAGUCGACCGGGUUGUGGGCAAAGACCGAUUGCCAACAUGGGAUGAUAUCCCGAAUCUGCCGUAUAUGAAUCUCAUUCUGCAAGAGACCUACCGGAUGAACCCCCUCUCGCCACUGGGGAUUCCCCAUGCAAGCAUCGCUGAUAAUGUCUACGAGGGCAUGUUCAUCCCCAAAGGAACGAUCGUCUACCCGAACGUGUGGGCCAUGCACCAUGACGACUCUGUGUAUGCUGACCCCUACCGCUUCUGGCCUGAGCGAUAUCUGCCCAGGGAAAAGGGCGGUAACGGAGAACCAUUCCCCGUGGGGAAUUUUGGUUUUGGGAGACGAAUCUGCAUAGGCCGUAAUCUGGCGGAGAAUAGCCUUCUGAUUCAGCUCGCCACGAUGCUUGCCACGGUGAACAUUGACUGGCCCCCAGGACCGGACGGAACACCAACUCCAUUUGAACCCGAGUGGUCAUUCCGAGGGCAAGCCAUCGUCCUGCCUUUUCCGGCGUCUUUCACCAGCAGAUCUAAAGCAGUUGAGGGGAUGCUUGACGAGGAAGUUCGAAGGAUUUAGAAGAUGGCGGUAAACGCGACUUCUCGGCCCAAAGAGCUUCACCCUUGAUGGCCUGCUUUGAGCCAUUGUUAUGAAUAACGUUAACAGAC